CCCGCGCGCUUCCGGUUCCGGGUGGUGCGGGAAGGCCGGGAUCGGGAAGAUGGCGGCGUCAGGAGCGUCCGGGUGGGGCGGUCCGGGGCGGGCGUGGGUCCCUUGGCGUUGGGCUCUGGGUCUGUGCUCGCUGCUGGCCCUGGGGCCGCGGCCCGCCGCUGCCACCACCCACUGGGUGGUCACGGAGGACGGGAAGAUCCAGCAGCAGGUGGAUUCACCGAUGAACUUGAGGAACCCACAUGAUUUGGUAAUACUAAUGAGACAAGAAACAACAGUUAACUACCUCAAAGAACUGGAGAAACAGUUAGUUGCUCAAAAGAUUCAUAUAGAGGAAAAUGAGGACAGAGACACAGGGUUGGAACAAAGGCAUAAUAAAGAAGAUCCGGACUGCAUUAAAGCAAAGGUGCCUUUGGGGGACCUGGAUCUAUAUGAUGGAACAUACAUCACCUUAGAGAGCAAAGAUAUCCGCCCUGAAGACUAUAUAGACACAAAGUCUCCUGUGCCUCCAGACCUGCAGCAGCCAGACUGUACAAAAGUUCUAGAUCUUCCAUACAGCAUUCAUGCUUUUCAGCAUUUACGGGGUGUUCAAGAGAGAGUUAAUCUUUCCGCACCCUUGUUACCUAAAGAAGAUCCAAUCUUCACAUACUUAUCCCGGAGGCUGGGAAGAAGUAUAGAGGAAAUAGGUCAUCGUAUUUAUGACGGGCUAAUGAAGAACUCUUCUUCCUGGGUACUCUAUAAUAUGGCUUCUUUUUACUGGCGAAUAAAGAAUGAACCAUAUCAAGUAGUAGAAUGUGCCAUGCGUGCCCUUCAUUUCUCUUCAAGGCAGAAUAAAGAUAUUGCAUUGGUAAAUUUGGCAAAUAUUCUGCACCGGGCCCACUUCUCUGCAGAUGCUGCUAUUGUGGUCCAUGCAGCUCUGGAAUACAGCGACUUCUUUACCAGCUAUUACACUUUGGGAAAUAUAUAUGCGAUGCUUGGGGAAUACAACCACUCAGUCCUGUGUUACGAUCAUGCUUUACAGGCCAAACCAGGGUUUGAGCAAGCUGUAAAAAGGAAGCAUGCUGUACUAUGUCAGCAAAAGCUUGAGCAAAAACUGGAGGCUCAGCAUAGAUCACUUCAGCGAACAUUAAAUGAACUGAAGGAAUAUCAGAAGCAGCAUGACCAUUACCUUAGACAGCAAGAUGUCUUAGACAAGUAUAAGCUCAUCCAGGAGGAACAAAUCUUGAGGAACAUCAUUCAUGAGACACAAAUGGCAAAAGAAGCUCAAUUAGGGAACCAUCAAAUUUGUCGACUGGGCAACCAGCAACAUAGCUUGCACUGCCAGUGGGACCAGCCUGUUCGAUAUCACCGUGGGGACAUUUUUGAAAAUGUGGAAUAUGUUCAGUUUGGUGAAGACUCUUCAACUUCUAGUAUGACAUCUGUGAAUUUGGAUCUUCACGCAAACCAAAGUGACCACAGCCGAUCCUUGCAGUCUUCCCCUGUCGCUCGUUCUAUUGUUUCAGUUUGGAGUGUAGAAUCCAAUAGAGAUAAACAGCAUAUUCUCUGGCCUAAGAGAUUAGAGUGCAUGAAAUCUUUCCCCAAAAUUCCUGAUCCAGAAGAACUACCAACUUAUUUCCUGCCUCCAGAAAAUAGGGGAUUCAGGGUCCACUCAAUCCUGAGUGUCCCAGGAGAAGCUGUUGCUCAUGGAGAAACCCAGCCACCAGACUGUUCCUCCAUUACUGAUGCUCGUAACAAUGAAUCUCUAUACCUACUGGUGAAAGAACUUGACAGUAAUCUAGAUUUGAAAUUUAAGAUGCCCGAUGAUCAAGCAAGACAAAUCUUGCAUUCUCGUAUCAACAAUCAAACUAUUACACAAGAGAAGAUAGGAGCGUUUCUCAAUCACGCCAUCAGAAAGCCAGAAGAUCCACUAUGGCUUGUGCUUAAUGAAGCUGGAUUGUACUGGCGUGCAGUUGGAAAUAGCACCUUUGCUAUCGCCUGUUUGAAAAAAGCAUUUAAUUUGGCUCCACAUGAAUAUCAGGAUAUCCCUCUAGUCAAUCUUGCUAACCUCUUGAUUCAUUACGGUCUUCAUUUGGAUGCCAGCAGGCUCCUGCUAAAGGCUUUAGCCAUCAAUACCUCUGAGCCUCUGACUUUUUUGAGCCUAGGAAAUGCAUACCUGGCUCUGAACAACAUUAGUGGAGCCCUGCAGGCCUUCAGACGUGCGCUGGAUUUGACUACGAAGUGUCUGGAGUGUGAAAGCAGCCUGAAGUUGAUCCGUUGUUUGCAGUUUUACCCUUUUCUGUACAACAUCACCUCUUCUGUAUGCAGUGGCCACUGUCAUGAGAAAAAUCCAGAUGGCAGUCACGACAAGGAGAAGUACUUUGAUGACCCCCAUGAAUCAGUCACAGCAGUGGCAGGAGGACACCCUGAAGGAGGUACAGAAGAAGAUCCAGAGUCCCUUACUCACAGUUCAGUGAGGGAUCCUUCCUUCUCAAGGCUGGAAAACACAGUUGUCGCAGAAAGCAAUGGCUCAGAAGGAGUGGAGGGUUUAGAAGAUGAUCAGAUGUCUGAAGAGAUGUUGGCUUUGGUGGAUGAAUUUGAAAACUCUUGGCCUCAGGAAGCUUUUGAGGGGGCACUGGAGGUAAAAGGUCGUCGGAUGGACUUGCAGGGAAUCCGGGUCCUAAAGAAGGGAUCUCCAGAAGGAUUGGCUAGCUCCUGUUUUGGAGACUGCGGUGAUGAUGAUGAUGAAGCUGAAUGGAUCACUUUCCAGGUCAAACGUUUAAAGAAACCAAAAGCUGAAAGCUUGGAUCUCCAGGAACCAGUUGGGAGAAAUGGAGAAGGGACUAAUGAAGAAAAUGAAAACUUUUACCAAACUGCCCUGGAGAUCAGUGGACCAAAGAUACCUUCUCCUGGACCAAUAGGAAAAAGGCAUGAUUAUCGCAGCCUUGGCUGGCCUAGUCCUGAUGAAUGUCUGAAACUCCGUAGGGUAGAGCUUACAACUGUAGCCAGCACAUGGCUCGCUGUUUCUGCUAAAAAUAUUGACAUUACAGAACACAUUGAUUUUGCCACUCAGCUGCAAGAACCAGCUAUGGAGCCCCUUUGUAACCCCAAUCUACCAGCCAGUAUGCACACUUUGGACCACCUGCAAGGUGUCUCUAGUCGGGGUAGCUUGCAUUACACUGGAGAAAGUCAACUGAAAGAGGUGCUACAGAACCUUGGCAAAGACCAGUACUCACCACAGUCAUUAGAACAAGUUAGUACUCGAAUAGCCAAAGCUUUGGAAAAGAAUCAGACUUCAUGGGUCCUCUCUAGCAUGGCAGCUCUUUACUGGAGGGUGAAAGGCCAAGGCAAGAAGGCAAUUGACUGCUUACGGCAAGCAUUGCACUACGCACCCCAUCACAUGAAGGAUGUACCACUAAUUAGCCUCGCAAACAUCUUCCAUAAUGCAAAACUUUGGAAUGAUGCCAUCAUCGUGGCUACCAUGGCAGUGGAAAUAGCCCCGCACUUCGUGGUUAAUCAUUUCACACUGGCAAAUGUCUAUGUAGCAAUGGAGGAGUUUGAAAAGGCCAUGAAAUGGUAUGAGUCAACAUUAAAACUUCAGCCGGAGUUUGCCCCAGCAAAGAAUCGAAUCCGCACCAUUCAGUGUCAUUUACUUAUGAAAAAAGAGCGACGGUCUCCUUAGAGAUCAGCAUCUUUCUCUUUUUUUAAAAAAAGUCAUUAUUUGCUAUUCUGCUUUUAAGUGUGCUAAGAUAAAUUGAUGAAUCAAUUUUUAACAAGACUCUUAAAAAGAGAUGGGAUUUGGAUCAAGGGUUCUUUUAUUUUUCUCAGAUAUAGGAGCAUCUUGGGAAAUACAUUUCACAGACCAUAAUUUUAAAACAUCUCUGUAAAUAUUAAACCAAGAAACUUCCAUGAGUCCAUGACCACCUGUACCAUGUCCCAGGCACCUCUAAGUUUUCCUUAAUGCUCAGAUUGGCAUCAGCAUCCAAAAUAACUUGCUUCAUGUUUUAUAAUCUAAGUCAAUGGAAAUGCAAAGCACACAACCAUAGAUAGCAAGAAGAUAUAAUCAGCAAUUCCUCCAUGAGAAACUCAUGCUUUGUCCAUUAUUGUUCAGUCCAUACAUAUUACCUGCUCCAAGUUAGUUUUUUGGAAGGAGGGAGACAAGAUUUCAAAUGUUUAUAAUAAUGUAUUUUAGGAACAUCACACAUCUUUGGAAUUGCUUAUUUUUGUUGGGGGAUCAGCAGGAAACGAGGAAGAGGAAGAGCAGGACACUAAAGUCAAAGCAAAAAUCCCAAUAAGCUAUUUUAUAUUUGUCUGUAUAUUCAUAGCCCUCUGCCUCCCUGAGUCGUUGUUUUACUAAUUCUUUCUUCACUGUAUUUCUAGCCAUUUCAGAAUAAGGUGCAAGUUUUAUGCUCACUCUGAGCCAUAAAGACUUUCAGCUGCUGAGGGGGAGGAGGAGGGAGGUGGUGUCAAGGUAUCAUCAGCAAAUGAGUUAAGUGGAAUAUUUCCAAAUCAGUUCUCUUUGGCUGGUGGAGGACAUGAUUCUCCAGACAUCAUUGUUGAAUCAACAAGGGCACAUAUUGGAAACAAAAUAAAUUGUUUAUGAACAAAA
Molecule: messenger RNA, 4582 nt
Organism: Dromaius novaehollandiae (emu)
Lineage: Eukaryota; Metazoa; Chordata; Aves; Casuariiformes; Dromaiidae
Gene: TTC17
Product: tetratricopeptide repeat domain 17
Exons: 25
Coding region: 50-3655 (1201 amino acids)
Biological process (GO): actin filament polymerization; cilium organization
Cellular component (GO): actin cytoskeleton; cytoplasm
Molecular function (GO): protein binding
Source: RefSeq, a predicted model, not a curated record